Molecule: messenger RNA, 784 nt
Organism: Raphanus sativus (radish)
Lineage: Eukaryota; Viridiplantae; Streptophyta; Magnoliopsida; Brassicales; Brassicaceae
Product: metal-independent phosphoserine phosphatase
Exons: 7
Coding region: 1-717 (238 amino acids)
Cellular component (GO): cytoplasm; cytosol
Molecular function (GO): phosphatase activity
Source: RefSeq, a predicted model, not a curated record
AUGGGUCAUGAAUGUAUCGAUGCAUCAAAGGAGUUCAAGUGGGGUGAGGACGUCAACGUUAAAAGUGAAGUGACUGAGAUUGUUCUUGUUCGUCAUGGAGAAACCACAUGGAAUGCUGCUGGAAGAAUCCAGGGACAAAUUGAAUCGGAUCUUAACGAAAUUGGACAAAAGCAGGCUGUUGCAAUCGCUGAGAGACUGGGAAAAGAGGAGAGACCCAUAGCUAUAUAUUCAUCAGACCUCAAGCGAGCCAAAGACACUGCUCUCAAGAUCGCGGAAACAUGUUUUUGUUCCAAGGUGACUGAAGUACCUGAAUUAAAAGAGAGGCAUGUGGGUAGUCUUCAAGGGCUAUAUUGGAAAGAAGGAGCAGAGAAAGAACCUGAAGCUUACUCUGCUUUCUUUUCUUCCCAAAAUGACCUCAAGAUUCCGGGAGGAGGAGAGAGCUUUGACCAACUUUGUGAGAGAUCCAUGAAUGCCCUUGUGCAAAUUGCAAAGAAGCACAAAGGAGAGAGAGUGAUAGUAGUGACUCAUGGGGGAGUUUUGAGGGCAAUUUACAUGAGCAUCACACAAGCUUCCUCUGCUGGGAAACUCCUCAAUGCUUCGGUGAAUGUUGUUCGCUUCAGUGACGAGAAAUGGAUCAUUGAUUCAUGGAGCGAUGUAUCGCAUCUCUCAUCCGUUGGAUUCCUCCAACGUGGCUUUGAUGGAGAUGCCAAGCCCUAGAGAAUAAUUACCCAUUCUGUGGAUCUCCUUCAUAAAUAAUAUUAUGUGUACUUAUUUGAUGUUUCCU